Molecule: messenger RNA, 3250 nt
Organism: Cyclopterus lumpus (lumpfish)
Lineage: Eukaryota; Metazoa; Chordata; Actinopteri; Perciformes; Cyclopteridae
Product: FERM domain-containing protein 7
Exons: 12
Coding region: 159-2498 (779 amino acids)
Cellular component (GO): cytoskeleton
Molecular function (GO): guanyl-nucleotide exchange factor activity; cytoskeletal protein binding
Source: RefSeq, a predicted model, not a curated record
GGAGGAAGAGGAGGAGGAAGAAGAAGAAGAGGAGGAGGAAGAGGAGGAGGAAGAAGAAGAAGAGGAGGAGAAGGAGCGCGUGAAGCCGUCGUGGUUCUGCUCGGACUCUCAUGUUUCCCGUCAGGAUGGAGGAUGUCACGGCUGGUUCCUCCUGAGAGAUGGGGGACCCUCACCGGAGGACCCGCAGGCUCGGCCGCCUCGCGACCGGGUCCCGGGUCUCCAAGGAGACCAAGCUCCGGCUGCGCGUGCUGUUCCUGGACGACAGCGAGCGCACCUUCGAGGUGGAGCAAAAGGUUUUAGGAGGCGACUUCUUCAACAAAGUGUGUGGCCAUCUGAAGCUGCUGGAGAAAGAGUACUUUGGACUGGAGUUCAGGCACCACGGCGGCAACUACGUGUGGUUGGAGUUGCUGAAGCCGCUGGUCAAACAGAUUACAUACACCAGUGAUCUGUUCUUCAGGUUUAUAGUGAAGUUCUUUCCACCAGAUCCUGGACAACUGAAGAGAAGCCUCACCAGGUAUCUUUUUGCCUUACAGAUAAAGCAGGACUUGUCGAACGGCAGUCUGACCUGCAAUGACAACAGCGCCGCCCUGCUGGUCUCUCACAUACUGCAGUCAGAGAUAGGGGACUAUGACGAAGAGCUGGACAAUCACCAUUUAGAGAUGAAGCAGUACGUCCCCAACCAGGAAUAUCUAGACCACAAUAUCACCAAGUACCACAGGAAACACAGAGGUGCGUCUCCAGGAGACUCCGACAUCCAGCUGCUGGAGGUGGCGAGGAAGCUCGACAUGUACGCCAUCAGGCCUCACCCCGCUCACGACGGGGAGGGAAUGAGGAUCAACUUGGCGGUCACACACUCCGGAGUCCUGGUCUUUCAGGGAAACACCAAAAUCAACACGUUCAGCUGGGCGAAGAUCCGCAAGCUGAGCUUCAAGCGCAAACACUUCCUCAUCAAACUGCACGACAAAGUCGGGCCGUCGUGUAAGGACACACUGGAGUUAUCCAUGGCCAGCCGAGAUGUGUGCAAGUCCUUCUGGAAGACGUGUGUGGAGUACCACGCCUUCUUCCGGCUGUCGGAGGAGCCGAAGACGAUGCACAAAACCCUGCUGUCCUGCAAAGGCUCCAGCUUUAGAUACAGCGGGCGGACGCAGAAACAGCUGCUGGAGUGUAUGGGAUCAGGGGAGAAGAAGCCUUCGCACUUUGACAGGACUUAUGGUCAGUCAGACUUUGAUCCCAGACAGUGUCGCUCUUCUCCCGAUCUCCUCACAGACGUCUCCAAACAAUUGUACGAGCACUCCCACCUGUUCACCCGGGCCGGUCACGCCUUAGCGGUCUGCAGUCAGGACGAGUUGGACCCACAUCGCCGCGGCGUGGACGACGUCAACAUCAGAGGAGGGGCUAAACGCAGCCAAUCGUCCAUCGAGGUCGCCCAGAGGACCCGCCCUCUCACCCAAGUCACCCCCCUCUCUCCAUCUAUCCACGCAUCAACCCCCUCGCCCAAGACGAGGUCGGCCUCCAUAUCUCUGAUGGAGGAGGUGAGGGGGGGACGGAUCGGGGUGCAGCGCCAAGCCCAGCGGCUAGCCGGCGUCUAUGGCAACCGCUCGCGGCGUCGGCCCAACCCCCAGCCGCACCCUGACGCCGCUCAGCAGCUUGUGCUCCUCUACCCAAAUAGUCCGGCCUACCAGUAUCGCCCAAUACUCCCCAGAUUCCCACUGGCUGGUUCCUCGCCUCUCAACCGCUACCCGUACUUGUCGGACUACGUUGCCGUUUCCUCACUGGAGCGCUUCCCGCAGGAAAGGAGGCGGGAGUACGUGACGAUGGACGGCCCAUCGCGGCCGCCUUUCUAUCCACUGGGCCACGACUCGGCGUCACUCUCGCCAAUCAGGAGGAACCUGCGGCCCUCCGGUUCAGGCGGGCUGGGAUUGGCUCGGGUUUACCAGCCGGGGAGUAACGGGGCGAGGCUCCUGGGCAUCGGGCGCACGGAGGCGGGUCAUUACAGCGACGACUCCAACUUCCUGCCGGGGCUGCCUCGCCGCGUGGCUAGCCAACCUGACGUCAAGUUUCACCUCUCAAGGAGCUCUAACCCCGCCUUCAACCCCGCCUCCGAGUUCCGUCCCCUUGGUUACUACCCCCACCUGACACGGCCCACCAGACCCACCUACCUCCCGCUGAACUCCUCCCCUCUGCCCGAUCGACCCGCCUCGCUUUGCAUGAUCAGAGGAACCUCGGGAAGCUACAGCGACUCGGACCCGGAGGUUUUCUAUCCGUACUACUGCCCACCACCCCCGCUGGGUAACGUGCUGCGGACUCAUCCCGGACUCGCCAGGAUGAGGUACUCCUCUGGGAGCCUCCAACUGGACGAGGAGGAGGAAGAGGAGGAGGAGGAGUAUAGAGCCGCGAAGGAGAGAGCACAAAGAGAGUUUCGGGGUGAAGAAGAUAAGAAAGAGAAGACUGGAGACGGGACGAAAGGUCCUAAAAAGAUUACGGAAGUCACUCUGUAGAUAACGACGGAAACAAAAAGGUUCACGAUAUGAUCACACUCAACACGGGAAAAGAUUAAAUUGAAAAACACUAGAAUAAACAAAGGUUUGUUGUUUUUGAGGUGUACUGGAAGAUGAAAUGUACGGUUUUUGCCUUGUUUUACUGAUAACCUCAGCUUCUUCAAUAGCAUCUUUACAGGUAUAAGCUUGCACAUGUUGAUUAUUAAAAUCUCUAAUAUCCUCGUAAUGUACCCCACCUAGCUUAGCAUCAAAGGUCCAACCCUUUGUUGCCGCCUCGGCCUUAACCACCGACCUGGUUCUGACUGUGGUCUCGUUUCUACGUCCAGCCGCCAGUUCCCGUGUUAUUGUACGGCGAGUUUGAGUCUGCAUGGUGUAAAAUAUCAACAUCGUUAAAAUCCAAUUACCACAACAUUAGCUGUAUGGGAUGCAUUAUUUUACAAUAUCCACAACGUCCUGCAGGUGGAGCAAGUCAGUUAUCGUAUUUUUGCGCAACUGUCAAAAUGAUGUUUAUAUUUGUACCUAGAACAUUAACUUUUCUGGCCAUGUCACCUUAAAUUCUGUAAUUCAGUGUGAACAAUUUUGCAAACAGAGGCAAGAAAGUGCAUUUAUAAAAACAAAGAAUUGGUCAAUUGAGGCAACAAAGAACAUUUUUAAGACCUUAAUAUGAAGUCUUGUUGGUUUGAUGCAUACGUAGGUCAUUGGACAACGUUAUGACCGCUGUAGCUGGGUAUGUGUUUGUUAUUUUAUAUGAA